CAACGUCAUAGUACCACCUGAAAAUGCUUGCUAUAGGUGGCGCACUGACAACUUUUGCAUGAAAGUGUGUUGUUGUAAUCUGUACCCUUUGUGCGUUCUUUCCCGUCUAGUGGUAUAUUUACCCGUUUGUCCAACUUGUUAUUCGAGAUCCCUCAAGGGAGAAAAGUGUGGGCUUGCAGGCAGACUGCUUGCUGCAUGUUGCAAACUCUCGGCAAUGUGCGUGGCAUAGCAAAUUUGAUGCCAGUUAUAGUAAAAUUAGACUUCACUAAGUUAUUUAUCGGUUUAUCCCCAAUAGUCCAUCUACAAACUGUGAAGUCUAUUGUUCAAGAUUGUUUCAAAACUCAACUGGUCUCUGAUUCAUUGUUCAUUUUGAAUUGUUUAUCAAUUUUAGCUCUUAUUUUUUGAGAAUCUUUUUGUAAUUUAAUAAGCAUGGAAGAUAUCAUAAUGGAAAGUGUGGAGAACUUGAAUGGCAAUGUGAGCCAAAAGAUAGUAUCUUGUAAAGGUGGCCAUGAUGAAAAACAACAAGUUCCGUUGAAAGUCCUGCCGAAACUCUUCUACUCAAGAGACAUGUUGAUCAAACUAAGGAACCAUCCUAGUUCAAAGGAGAAGCCCUCGAUAUUUGAUGAUCAGGAUCGUGUGAAGAAUGGAAUGUGGGAUCCAGAACAUUGGCAUAGUAGAACUGCUAAGGAUACUAAAAGAUCCAAUGCUGGUCCUGCCAUUGGAGCUGGUAACAAGGAAGAUCAACAGGAUAAGAAAAGAGGAAAGGAAGAAGGAGACGAAUUUUGUUUCACGCCACAGCGCCGUAGUUUCGUCAGCGGUUGCCACGUUGUACCAUCACGUCGACAAGAGGCCGAGCCUAGUGUACCUCUUGGUGUUGCUGAAAGUGCCCGAGAAUCAACUUUGCCUGCACGCCGAGUGGGAAGUGGUCGCUUGACAGGUCGAGAUGCAGAACCUGUCCCUGUCAAAGAUACCCGUGAUCGACGCGAACCUCUUCGAGCUCCAGCCCCGCAACGAGAACGGACUUUCGAUAGAGAACCUCAGCGGAAUGAACGUGGAAGCGAAAGAAACGAUCGCCACGAUCGGAGCGAGAGAAACGAAAGAUCCGAAAGAAAUGGACGAACAUUUCAACCAACCCGACCCGAUCCGCGGGAUAAAGACCCGUCCGAAAAGGAUCGUCGCAACUUUGAUCGCUCAGGCUACGAUCGUGACUAUAGCGGCCGUGGUGAUCGUGGAGAUCGCUACAAUUCGCGACGGAAAAAUGAGGAUGACACUCCUGAAUGGUUUUUUGGAGGACCAUCGUCUCAACAUGAUACUAUUGAGUUGCGAGGUUUCGAUGAGGAAAAAGACAGGAAACAAAAUACAAAAGUGCCGGCUAGAAAAGAACCCGUCAAAGAACGCCAGCAAGUCAAUGCAGCCAAAAAAUCUGAGGAACCGACGAGUAGCUCUUCUCGCCCGGGAAGCGCGCUGUCAGGAAAGAUUACCAAGGAAGAUCAACCUCCAAAAACCGAAAUUCACGGGAAAAAAAGCUCAACAAAUCAGGAUAAAAUGGAUUUUAACAUUGAAGAUUUCUUAAAAAUGGAUGGCGAUCUUAACGGGCUCGGGUUAGGAUCUACUGAAAGUGAUGAGACGUCACGUGGAUCUAAAGCGAGCCGUUGGUUUGGCAAAGCCUCUGACUUACCAGAGGCUAGUAAACCUAUGGCAUCCGAAAAUGUCGCGACAGACCUUUCUUCGAAUCAAGAUGCCGCGCGUUCCCUGUUGGAGAUGCUGCAGAAAGGAAGUCAACAACAACUGGAACAUAAAAAGAUAGUCACUGCUGAAGAAUUGGAACGCACUAGUGGAAAAUUUUCCAACAGUGCUGAUGAUGGUAUGACUGUCUUUAACAAGCUGCUGGCCCAGGUGCAAGAGACUACUCCAAAACCACAUUCCGUAAUGAAUAGCGCCCCAACUGAACAAGAUAUUCUUGCCAAUUUACUUGGAAAACAUAUGAAGAUUGAAGCACAGUUGCCUCAACCUGUUCAACAUCAUGCUCAACAAACUCAUCCGGAUGCAUUGGCUAAAUUUUUGCAACAGCAACAGCACAACCAGAUGCAUCAUCAGAAUAAGCAGCCCCUUUUAAAUCAAAUACAACAUCAAAAUCAGCAACAGCAUCAUAAUAAUCUCCAUCAACAACAGCAGCCGCCGCCACAGUCACACCAUCCCUUCUCGAUGCACAAUGAACAACAGCAUUCCGACAUUCACGCUUUGAUGCGAGAUUUGACCAACGGACAUCCUCAGACUGUGAAUCAUUUGCAUUUAAUGGCGAUGCAACAGCAACAACAACAACAGCAACAACAACAGCAACAACAACAACAACAACAGCAGCAGCAGCAGCAGCAGCAGCAGCACCAACAACAGCAGCACCAGCAGCAGCAGCACCAGCAGCAGCACCAGCAGCAGCAGCAGCAGUACCACCAUCAGCAGCAGCAACGCCAAGCCUUUGUCGGUAGUCCACAACAGUCCACUGCAAAACAGUCUGCUUCUUCUUCAAGCCCCUUAUCAUUUACACCCACGGCAGUUAUGCGUAAAAUGGGAGCCGAAAAAGACAAAGCAAAGGUGGCAUCAUUGGAUAAAGGUGAUGGAGCAGAUGUGGGAAUCGCAAGCAAUUUGUCUCCUCCAACUAACCAAAGCUCGGCGACAUCAAACCGUCUAACGGGGAGAACCGCCAGCCAGGUACAAGGUGCUUCACGUGUCAGCAGCCAAAUGAGAAUGAAUGACAUGUCCGCAGCCCCGCAGCAACAACAGCUUUUAACAGGACGUCCACUGGUUAAAGGACAAGAAGGCCUCCUUCCGUACCAACAACAACAACAGCAACAGCAAAUCGGAAACAGGCAAUUUGGAUUGGCAUCCGCAUCCAAUGCCGCCAUUACUGGUGUAGCCGUCAAGAUGCUGGAGCAACAACAACAGCAUCAACUUUUGGCAGCAGCCGUAGCCGCCUCUGCUAACCAAACGCAGCAACAGCUCAAACAACAAAUCCUCCAGCAACAGCAGCAGCAACAACAACAGCGAACUUCACCCUUGCAACAAUCUCUGUUGGCGUUUGCUGCUGGGGGACUUCAGUCCAACAUGUCGUUGCAGAAUCGUGGCAUUCCUACUAAUGUUCCAGUUGGAAAUCGAACACAUUUUCGACCCAUUCAUCCACAGCCAAUGAUUCCUCCCAUAUCAGGAUACUCGCCGUAUUUGGCUAAUCAAGCGAGUCUUCAAACUGGUCACAGCCGAUUACCGAGCAAUAUGGGUUCUUCCAACCAGUUUUACGGAGUCUCUCCCGCUUCUUCCAACAUAAGAAGUCAAGCGCAAGGUUUGAAUGCGUUAGCCGCCCUUCAGCAACAAGCAUUUAGCGGAAACAGGAGCCCCAACAUGCCACAAGGAAGCAACUCGUUAUCUCGUUGGUUCCCUCCCGAGAUCUUUUCUCAAGCUAAUUCUGGACAAAUGCCGACGCUGCCACCGAUGCCAAGCCAGAAAAUUCUCAGUCUUGAAGAAUUGGAACGUUUGCACACAUCACCAAUGUCUCAUUAGACGUAACGGCAAGUUUUUAAGAUGUUAAAUACCAGCUUAAAAUUUCAGAAGUCGAAUUCCAGUCUAUUUACUAAAGAGUGUGAGUUUCCAAAUUAAGGAAAGCUCAGUUCCGAAUAGUUUUGGAGCAUCGUCACAAAACCUGCACGCAAAAUCGAACUGAUGAUAAUUCAAAUCGGGUGUUUGUACCUUUGAGCCUUGACAAAUGUAUUUACGGAAUCAGAAAUUAAUUCUCUGAAAGUCGGGUUGAAUCAGAGUUGAGUUGAAAAAAAAAGAAAAAAAAAAAAACCAUAACAUAAAGCAACCUAGUUUUUCUUGUGAUACGGAAGUUUUUGGAUUUUUUUUUUUUUUUUUUUUUUUGUGUGUGCGUUUGUGUUUCGGGUAUAAUAUGUAUAUUUUCUCCUAGAAUAAGGCAAAUUUUUUAGUUUUUUCUUUGUCACAUCUGCCAGUGUACGUGGCCAAUCUCUUGCUUUCGGUUAUUAAGAAGAUGGAAUUUUUUUUUUUUUACACUAUAUUUUUCUUUUUCUUGCGUAAUUUCCCCGUAAUUAUCAGGAUUCUCGUCUGUUUAUUUCCCCCUUCAGUAGCGAUUCAAAUUUCAAGAUCGUCUGAAACCCAUAUCAGAAUAAAGCAAUUCUUGGUUAAUUGGGUUUGAAAAAUAACUAAAAAUGUCCAAAAUGUUAUUUCAAAACUUGUCCCAGUUUCUGGAAAAAAAAAUGAUUCAGAAGAUUCGUAUAUGCUCUUUUUUUCUGUUCGUCUCCAUUUUCCUAACUUGAACAAGAAGAGCGCAUCAAAAUUUUUGUUUAUUUUCUUUCCUUCUGGUCUGUCGAAUGUGAGCGAUGUUUGUAUGUAAAAUUUGCGCGAGCUAGUUCAGUGCUCUGAGUCUUGUGUAAAUAUUAUAAUCUAAGCAUCUGUGGAAAACAUGGUCAUAUUCACA
Molecule: messenger RNA, 4483 nt
Organism: Daphnia magna
Lineage: Eukaryota; Metazoa; Arthropoda; Branchiopoda; Diplostraca; Daphniidae
Product: histone-lysine N-methyltransferase 2D
Exons: 14
Coding region: 430-3552 (1040 amino acids)
Biological process (GO): negative regulation of translation
Cellular component (GO): cytoplasm; nucleus
Molecular function (GO): mRNA binding
Source: RefSeq, a predicted model, not a curated record